CUGAGAGCCCUCUGCCUUUCUGAAGCCAGCUCUGCAUUCAGGUCCUAGGUAGGUCUCAGUCAAGAAGCCACGAGGCACUUGACUUCUGCUGCCUGACUUUGCCUUUGUAUAUAAUCUUCCCUGUCUGAUCUCUGACCAGGAACCUGCCUCCCGUUGAAGCCUGGCUCCCUGACCGGCUUCCUGGCAAGGCUCCCCAUCACAUCGCAAGUAUCCUAUGGCACCAUCCCCAGCUUUACCAUUGGGUCACAGUUACUCAGCAGUCAGACCUCCCCCAAAGGGACCCAGGAAUGCUGCCUUCAGCCUCACCAUCAGGACCUAUAUGUUCUGUCUCCCUGCCCCCAGCUCCUGUUCAGAAGUUCAGUUGUCCUGCCCACAAGACAGGCUCUUUUUAAAGACCCAGGAGUCCUGCUUCCUUGCCCCAGGAUAUACCUAGGACCCAGGCACCAAAGGUUCUUCCUGGCCUCUCUUAACUGGACCUGUGGCUCUCCUGCUGGCUUCCUAUCAGAUUCCAGGGACCCAGAUAAGCAGCCUCCAAACUAAAUCUCCAAAAGGACAUCCCAGGAGUCCUCCCCAGCUCCUUGUUAGACCCCGGGUCACAGUUGUCCUGCUUUCCCAGCUCAGCUGUCCUCCUGGAACCCUUCGGUCACCCAGAUGUCCCCUCUUGCCUCCUCCAGCUUUGUUACAGUGUCCUGCCUCUCAGACCCUUCCUUCCCCCAGCCUCCUGCUUUCCUGCCCCCACUUUUUUCAGAGCCUGCAGGGCCCCUGCCAGUCCUCUGAACACUGAACAGGAUUCUUUCUCCUAUUGCUGGCAGCACCAUCCCAUAGCCCUCCUUAUCCUCAGCCUUCUCUAGCUACCCUCCUUCCUAGAUCAAGCAGUGAGUCUGUUGUCCUGAUUUUGUGUGUGUGUGUGUGUGUGUGUGUGUGUGUGUGUGUGUGUGUGUAGGGAGAGCUCUGACCAAGGGUCCCUUGAAGCUCUGACUCCUCUCAUCCCAUCUGGGAUGUUAAAGCCCCCUCUGCCUCCUGGGUCCCUGUAGAAAGAUGGGGCAGGAGAGAAGGAGGAAGAGAAGGAGGGAAGGAAUCUUCCUGUCCAGACCAUCUUCAUUUCCAAACCUGACCUCCCUGUUGGAGUCGCUGCCCUGAGGGCAGGGCCAGGGUCUUUGUAACUCCUGUGGGAACUCACUCUCUGUAAAUCCCUGUAGGUCACCCUCUGCCUAGGAAGAGAAGAGAAAGACAUCUCCCCCUCUGGGAUCCUUCUCCCUCCACAGCUGAGCCUGCGGAGGACUGAGGCCUGGCCCAGGCAGGGAGCCUGGAGCCAGAGGGAAUGGCCCCUGGGAGCCACGGACCCCCAGCCCAGGAGCUGGUGACAUUCAAGGAUGUGGUUGUGGACUUCACUAAGGAGGAGUGGGGCCUCUUGGACCAUUCUCAGAAAGAGCUGUACAAGGAGGUUAUGGAGGAGAACGCCUGCAACCUGCUCUCCCUGGGACUGCCAGUUCCAAGAGAAGGUUUGAUAUCCCAUUUGGGGCAAGGGGAAGCACUGUGGAUGCUGGAGCGAAAAGACUCCAGAACCUCAUGUGCAGGUGGAAAGAUGAGGCUUGAAUUGCAGGAGACUACUGCCAAGCCGGGCAUUUCUGUGGAACAGUCACCGCAGCAGAGAUUCAUGAAUGAUGGUCACUGUAACCACAGUUUGAGAGAAAUCUGUGACUCUGAUAUCAAGACAGAGAAAAAACAACAGUGUUACUGUGAACUUGAUAAAGAUGGAAAGAGUUGCAGGCACUAUUCAAUCCUAAUUCACUGUAAGAAAAGGACCUCAGGGAAUGGCUGUUCUCAGGAUAGUAAAAGUAGGAAAGACUUUACUGAGCACGUGGAGCUUGUUGAGUCUCAUGAGAAGCCUCCUGAAGUGCAAACUUAUCAAUGUAAUCAGUGUGAGAUGGCCUUCAGCUUGAAUUCAGACCUAAUGAGACAUCAGAAAAGUCACACUGGAGAAAUGCUUUACAUAUGUAAUGAAAGUGAGAAGGCCUUCAGCCAUAAUUCAAAGCUCAUUCAGCACCAGAAAAUUCACAGUGGAAAGAAAGAUUAUGGAUGUGAUGAAUGUGGUAGAGCUUUUGAGGGACAAUCAUCGCUUAUCCAUCAUCAGAAAUUUCAUUCUAGUGAAAAGCUACAUAAAUGUAUGCAAUGUGGAAAAGUCUUUGGGCAACAGUCAUCCCUUAUUUCACACCAGAGAAUUCAUACUAGAGACAAGUCUCAUGAGUGUCAUGAAUGUGGUAAAACUUUCAGUGAAAACUCAUCCCUUGUUGUACAUCAGAGAAUCCACACUGGAAAGAAACCUUAUGAAUGUAAUCAAUGUAAAAAGACUUUCAAACAGAGUUCUAGUCUUACUGUACAUCAGAGAAUCCAUACUGGAGAGAAACCUUAUGAGUGUAAUCAGUGUGGAAAGGCUUUCAGAUGUAGGUCUAAUCUUGCUCUACAUCAGAGAAUCCACACUGGAGAGAAACCUUGUAACUGUAUUCAAUGUGGAAAGACUUUCAGAUACAGUUCUAGUCUGGCUAAACAUCAGAGAAUACACACUGGAGAAAAACCUUAUGAAUGUUACCAAUGUGGAAAGACUUUCAGACAGAGCUCUGGUUUUGCUGAGCAUCAAAAAAUCCACACUGGAGAGAAACCAUAUGUAUGUAAUCAGUGUGGAAAGACUUUCAGAUGCAACUCCAAUCUUGCUCUACAUCGGAGAAUCCAUACUGGAGAAAAACCUUAUAAAUGCAAUCAUUGUGGAAAGACUUUCAGACAGAGCUCUGGUUUUGCUGAGCAUCAAAAAAUCCACACUGGAGAGAAACCAUAUGUAUGUAAUCAAUGUGGAAAGACUUUCAGAUGCAACUCCAAUCUUGCGCUACAUCAGAGAAUCCAUACUGGAGAAAAACCUUAUAAAUGCAAUCAUUGUGGAAAGACUUUCAGACAGAGCUCUGGUCUUGCUGAUCAUCAGAGAAUUCACACUGGAGAGAAACCUUAUGACUGUAUUCAAUGUGGAAAGGCUUUCAGAUGCAGAUCUAGUCUUGCUUUACAUCAGAGAAUCCACACUGGAGAGAAGCCUCAUGAGUGUCAUGAAUGUGGUAAAGCUUUUGUUGAACACUCCUCCCUUAUUGUACAUCAGAGAAUCCACACUGGAGAGAAACCUUAUGAAUGUAAUCAGUGUGGAAAGACUUUCACGCAGAGUUCUAGUCUUGCUCUACAUCAGAGAAUCCACAGUGGAGAGAAACCUUAUAAAUGUAAUCAGUGUGAAAAGACUUUUACAAACACAUCCAAUCUUGCUCUACAUCAGAGAGUACACACUGGAAAGAAACCUUAUGAAUGUAAUCAUUGUGGAAAGACUUUUACACAAACCUCCAAUCUUGCUGAACAUAAGAGAAUCCACACUGGAGAGAAACCUUAUGAAUGUAAUCAUUGUGGAAAGACUUUCAGAUGUAGCUCUAGUCUUGUGGACCAUGAGAGAAUUCACACUGGAGAAAAACCUUAUGAAUGUAAUCAAUGUGGAAAGGCUUUCAGAUGCAGCUCCAAUCUGGGUAAACAUCAGAAAAUCCACACUGGAGAGAAACCUUAUGACUGUAACCUAUGUGGAAAGACUUUUAGACACAGCUCCAGUCUUGCUCUACAUCAGAGAAUCCACACUGGAGAGAAACCUCAUGAAUGUCAUGAUUGUGGCAAAUCUUUUAGGGACCACUCAUCUCUUAUUGUACACCAAAGAAUCCACACUGGAGAGAAACCUUAUGAAUGUAACAUAUGUGGUAAAACCUUCCGGCAACAGUCAUCACUUAUUUCCCAUAGGAGAAUUCAUACUAGAUAGGAACCUUAUCAGUGUAAUGAAUAAGGAAAGGCAUUGAGGCAGACUAUAAAGCUUGUUAAACAUCAGAAAAUUCAUUCUGCCCAUGAGCAACCUCCUGCUUCACCACAGACCUAGUUGGACAACCCAAAUUUCCUAUUGUGCAUAAAGCCCUAUAAAUGUGGUGAAAUUUUCUCUGAAAUACUGUUGUUUUUCAGUUCUCAGUAAUAGUCCAUAUCAUUCAUAUUCAGUAACUUCAUCAGCUCUUCCCCAAUUGAUUAAUACUCACUUGUUUCCUGUUUUUUGUUGACACGAAUAAAUCUUAUAAAAAUA
This is a messenger RNA of Trichosurus vulpecula (common brushtail), 4141 nucleotides long. RefSeq names its product zinc finger protein 665-like. Gene Ontology annotation, biological process: negative regulation of transcription by RNA polymerase II. The transcript is spliced from 4 exons. Bases 1322 to 3832 code for a protein of 836 amino acids. The record is from RefSeq and is a predicted model, not a curated record. Lineage: Eukaryota; Metazoa; Chordata; Mammalia; Diprotodontia; Phalangeridae. Gene Ontology annotation, molecular function: DNA-binding transcription repressor activity, RNA polymerase II-specific.